Chrysochloris asiatica (Cape golden mole) is the source of this 1753-nucleotide messenger RNA. Its product is annotated as gamma-aminobutyric acid receptor subunit gamma-1-like. The transcript is spliced from 9 exons. Bases 175 to 1572 code for a protein of 465 amino acids. Lineage: Eukaryota; Metazoa; Chordata; Mammalia; Afrosoricida; Chrysochloridae. Gene Ontology annotation, molecular function: transmitter-gated monoatomic ion channel activity involved in regulation of postsynaptic membrane potential; inhibitory extracellular ligand-gated monoatomic ion channel activity; benzodiazepine receptor activity. Gene Ontology annotation, biological process: regulation of postsynaptic membrane potential; monoatomic ion transmembrane transport; chloride transport. Gene Ontology annotation, cellular component: neuron projection; GABA-A receptor complex; postsynapse. The record is from RefSeq and is a predicted model, not a curated record.
AUUGGCUCCCCUGCUCAAUUCUGCUGGGAGUCGCAUCCUACCUGGUGAAGAGGUGUAGAGCUUUUCUCUGCUGUAUGUACUCACCGGGCUCUUGCUGAGGUGGGAGAAUCAGCCCUGGACUGGAGACUUCUAUCUCCUGUAGCACCAAUAGAAAGAGCAAAAGAUCUAGUCCUGAUGGGUUCCUGGAAAGCUUUUCUCUUCUCUCCCUUUCUUCUGUGGAGUCAAAGUAGAAGGGUGAGGUUGAUGUUCUUGUUACUGACCCUGCACUUGGGAAACUGUGUUGAUAAAGCAGAUGAUGAAGAUGAUGAGGAUGUAACUGUAAACAAAACUUGGGUUUUGGCACCAAAGAUUCAUGAAGGAGACAUCACACAAAUUCUCAACUCCUUACUUCAAGGCUAUGACAAUAAACUUCGCCCAGAUAUAGGAGUAAGGCCCACAGUAAUUGAAACUGAUGUGUAUGUAAACAGCAUUGGACCAGUUGACCCAAUAAACAUGGAAUACACAAUAGAUAUAAUAUUUGCCCAAACCUGGUUUGAUAGUCGUUUAAAAUUCAAUAGUACCAUGAAAGUACUUAUGCUUAACAGCAAUAUGGUUGGGAAAAUUUGGAUUCCUGACACUUUCUUCAGAAAUUCAAGAAAAUCAGAUGCUCACUGGAUAACAACCCCUAAUCGAUUGCUUCGAAUUUGGAAUGAUGGACGUGUUCUAUAUACACUGAGAUUGACAAUUAAUGCAGAAUGUUAUCUUCAGCUUCAUAACUUUCCUAUGGAUGAGCAUUCCUGCCCAUUGGAAUUCUCAAGCUAUGGAUACCCUAAAAAUGAAAUUGAAUAUAAAUGGAAAAAGCCUUCUGUAGAAGUGGCAGAUCCUAAAUACUGGAGAUUGUACCAGUUUGCAUUUGUAGGGUUACGAAACUCAACGGAAAUCUCUCAUACAAUCUCUGGUGAUUAUGUUAUCAUGACAAUUUUUUUUGACUUGAGCAGACGGAUGGGAUAUUUUACUAUUCAGACCUACAUUCCCUGUAUUCUUACAGUUGUUCUUUCUUGGGUGUCUUUUUGGAUCAAUAAAGAUGCAGUACCAGCAAGAACAUCACUGGGUAUCACUACAGUUCUGACUAUGACAACCUUGAGUACAAUUGCCAGGAAGUCGUUACCUAAGGUUUCUUACGUGACUGCAAUGGAUCUCUUUGUUUCCGUUUGUUUCAUUUUUGUUUUUGCAGCCUUGAUGGAAUAUGGAGCGUUGCAUUAUUUUACCAGCAACAAAAAAGGAAGGACUGUAAGAGACAGGAAGCGCAAAAACAAGACCUCAAUCACUUCUGGUCUUCAUCCUGGAUCCACUCUAAUACCAAUGAAUAACAUUUCUCUGCCACAAGGAGAAGAUGAUUAUGGGUAUCAGUGUCUAGAGGGCAAAGAUUGUGCCAGCUUCUUCUGUUGCUUUGAAGACUGCAAAACAGGAUCAUGGAGGGAAGGAAGACUACACAUUCGCAUUGCCAAAAUAGACUCAUAUUCUAGAAUAUUUUUCCCAACAGCUUUUGCCCUGUUUAAUCUGGUAUAUUGGGUUGGCUAUCUUUAUUUAUAAAUUCUUCUAACUAGAUCAAGAUGACAAGAUGUCUAAGUAUAUCCAUUAUAUGUAUUGUACUUCAGUAAUAAGAAGUUUGAUUUUAAAGUACAGAAACCAAUGGUUAUAAAGUGAAUUAUAUUGUAAUUAUUUAAAGGCUCCCAAGAUAAAUAAAUUGGCAGUUUUAUAUUGAUUUACUUAA